UCAUAUGGAGCAGUGUCUCUAGAUCCCAUUCAUAUGUAUUUUUGAUCCCAAAAUAUGGAAACUAACUGAACCUAUACAUGUCAAGGAGUGUCUCUAGAUCACCUGAACUACGACGCCGUUCCAUUUCUUUGGAUAGGAUGAAACCUUCUCCAAGAAGGCAAUCUCUUGCGCCUCGGCCUAAGUGUUCACCUCGCAGAACCCCGCCUGGACGGAAAUCUUACAGGAGAAGAUCUAGAUCACAAUCACCCCACAGAUCACACUCUCAUGUAUGUCGUAGACUGCAAUCUCCUUAUCAAUACAGAUCCCAUUCACUUGUGUGGCAUAGAUCCCCAUCUCCUGUUCAACGAUUAUCACUUGCUAGACAUGGCAGAACUCCAUUACCUUCUAGACGUGGCAGGUCUCCAUCACCUUCUAGACGUCCCAGGUCUCUGUCACCUGCUAGAUGUUGCAGAUCUCCAUCCCCUGCUAGACUUCGCAGGUCUCCAUCGCCAGGGCAUUGCAGACCACCCCGAAGAUCACCCUCUCCUGUGCAUCGACGACAUCAAAGAUCUCCUACUCCAUGUCACAGGUCACCUUCUCCAGUGCAACAUAGACGACCUCCUUUGGGCCAAAGGAGAUCAUUGACAACUUCUCAGGGUAUAUCUCCUUCACGUUAUGGAUUAAGUUCUCCAUCUUCUGCUCAACAUGGGUCCCCUUCAUCCAGAUUGCCUCUAGAAUCUCCACGAGAAGGACAUAGACUGCAGGAAAGAUCAUCCCUGAUUACACAUAGGCCUUCUAGCAUGAUGUCGCUGCAGCCAGAUCUAAGGAAUCAGAAAGAAAUACAAAAUAAAGUUUCAGUUUUGUCUUCAUCACCAGAAAAAUCUCCAAUUGUUCUUGAAUUGGCAUCUAAAACAAAGAGGAGAACUGCUAGUGAAGAUGGAAGGUAAUAUCUUCAUUAAUCUGUGUGUCAGAUGUCUUAGUCUCA
Rubroshorea leprosula is the source of this 964-nucleotide messenger RNA. The record is from the annotation of a GenBank genome assembly. NCBI's taxonomy places the organism in Eukaryota, Viridiplantae, Streptophyta, Magnoliopsida, Malvales, Dipterocarpaceae.